Varroa destructor (honeybee mite) is the source of this 486-nucleotide messenger RNA. RefSeq names its product ras-related protein Rap-2a-like. Lineage: Eukaryota; Metazoa; Arthropoda; Arachnida; Mesostigmata; Varroidae. Gene Ontology annotation, molecular function: GTPase activity; GTP binding. The record is from RefSeq and is a predicted model, not a curated record.
AUGGAAUUUACGGCCGAAGUCGACGCCGACGUUAGCCUGCGUGCACAUGCCAAUCGACAGGCACACAAAUGGAGAGUGGCCGUAACUUCUUACGCUGCUGAGACCCAUCGUUAUCAUUACGGUGUACCUACUCUAAAAUUUGCUCCUGAUCUCCGAGUCCGCAGCGGUUUUGGAUGGCAAGAUAUCAAAAACAUGCGGGAACAGAUCAUGCGCGUCAAAAACUCGGACAGCGUGCCAGUUCUGCUUGUCGGCAACAAGGUCGACUUAGAGCAUCAGCGAGAAGUGACACGAGCUGAAGGAGAGGCACUAGCACAGAUCUGGAGAUGUCCCUUCAUGGAGGUAAUACUGCUUGUGAAUCAAACCUACAGUUUCGUAGUCAAAUAUGAAGUUCAAGCUUCAAAAACAAACUUUAUUGAUAAAUCGUCAUAAAAAUUUGUGGAACAAAUAGAGGUUAAUAUAUGAUAUAUUUUUUUUGAGGAAAAUGCA